CCCGGCGGGGCCGGGGCGGGACCCCACGAUGCCGCAGCUGGAACCGACGGGGGGAGACGACUUGGGGGCCCCCGACGAGCUCAUCGCCUUCCAGGACGAGGGCGAGGAGCAGGACAAGGGCGCGGGGCGCGGCUCGGCCCACGGGGACCUGGACGAGCUCAAGUCCUCGCUGGUCAGCGAGACCGAGAACCGGGGGGUCCCCGGCCCCGUAGUCGGCCCCGGCCCCGAGGCGGAGCGGCCCCCGCCGCCCCGGGAAAGUUUCCAGAAGCCGCGGGACUCUUUGGCAGAAGUGGUCAGACGACAACAAGAUGGGAGUUUUUUUAAGGCCCCCCCCUAUCCCGGCUACCCCUUCCUGAUGCUCCCUGAGCUGGGCAGCCCCUACCUCGCCAAUGGAGCGCUCUCCCCCGGCGGAGCCCGCACCUACCUGCAGAUGAAGUGGCCGCUGCUGGACGUGCCGGCCGGUGCCACGCUGAAGGACAACCGCUCUCCCUCGCCUGCCCACCUGUCCAACAAGGUCCCGGUGGUGCAGCACGCCCAUCACGUGCACCCGCUGACACCGCUCAUCACCUACAGCAACGACCCCUUCCCGCCGGGAUCGCCACCCGGCCACCUCUCCCCAGAGAUCGACCCCAAGACGGGGAUCCCCCGGCCGCCGCACCCCCCCGAGCUGCCCCCCUAUUACCCGCUGUCGCCUGGAGCCGUGGGGCAGCUCCCACACCCCCUGGGCUGGCUCGUCCCACAGCAAGGACAGCCCGUGUACUCCAUUCCUGCUGGUGGUUUCCGGCACCCCUAUCCUGCCCUUGCCAUGAAUGCCUCCAUGUCCAGUUUGAUGUCCAGCCGCUUCUCCCCGCACAUGGUCCCACCGCCCGCACACGGGCUGCACCCCUCGGGCAUUCCACACCCCACCAUUGUCUCGCCCAUCGUCAAGCAGGAGCCCUCCCAGCCCAGCACCAGCCCUGGAGGCAGCUCGAAAUCCCCCGUGGCAGUAAAGAAGGAGGAGGAGAAGAAACCUCACAUCAAGAAGCCUCUCAAUGCCUUCAUGCUGUACAUGAAGGAGAUGAGGGCCAAGGUGGUGGCUGAGUGCACGCUGAAGGAGAGCGCUGCCAUCAACCAGAUCCUGGGCCGGCGGUGGCACUCGCUGUCACGGGAGGAACAGGCCAAGUACUACGAGCUGGCGCGGAAGGAGCGGCAGCUGCACUCGCAGCUCUACCCAACCUGGUCAGCGCGGGACAACUACGGCAAGAAAAAGAAGCGAAAGCGUGAGAAGCUGGCACAGCAGCAGAGCCACGACGCGGACAGCUCCCUGCCCUCCAAGAGCAAGAAGCCGUGCGUGCCGUACCUGCCGGCCGAGAAGCCGUGCGCCAGCCCGGCCUCGUCCCACGGCAGCAUGCUGGACUCGCCCGCCACGCCGUCGGCAGCGCUGGCCUCGCCGGCCGCGCCGGCUGCCACCCACUCGGAACAGGCCCAGCCACUCUCACUCACCACCAAACCGGAGGUCAGGGCUCAGCUUGGCAUGCAUUCCACCAUCCUCACCAGCAAAGCCUCCUCUUCUUCCUCCUCAACCUCCUCCUCCUCCUCGACCUCGACCUCCUCAACCUCCUCCUCCUCCUCCAGCCUCGGCAGCCUGCCCCCGCUCCUCUCCAGACCCAUCCCCUUUGCCUCAGUGACCCCCACGGCUCUCCUGUCCUCCCCGCCCAGCUCCAUCCCGGCUGCCCUGGCCGUGCUGCAGACGCAGCCCCUCUCCCUGGUCACCAAACCUGCUGACUGAGGGAGAACCUCGUUCCCCCUCCGCUCCCUCCCGACCCCGUCCCCUUCCCGCUGUACAUUGCAGAAGCCACAAUCAAGAUUCAAAUGCAGCCAAAACCAUUAUUGGUCAAUAUUUGACCCUUUCUGAACUCUUUGGAAGCAGACUCUGGAGGAAGGGGCUUUCUGCUCAGAGCUGCUGCCAGCAGUCAACCUAAAGACUGUUUUUAUUAAAAAAAAGGAAAAAAAAAAGAAAAAAAAAUGAAAUAGACCCUGCACAAGCCGCCGACAAUGGGAAUCUCUGUGUGAUGAACUGAGUGCCCAUUGCUGCCUUGGGGCACAGGGAUGAAACCUGCAUGGUGAUGCCAGCACCAAACACAGCAGGUGUUGACUGGAACUGGCACUCCAUCCCAGAUCCAGGAGCAGGAAUGUCUCCAGCUCCUCCCAAAUCCUCCCGUCCUGCUCCCAUCCCCAGCUCUGUCCUGGCAAGGAGCUGGAUCCUGCCCCAGGGAUGCUGCUUCAUCGGUGCUGCUCCUGCUUGCAGUCGUGCUGGGGUGGGCAGGGUCUGGGGCUGAGCCCUAGGAGUUGUUUUGUUUUUAUCACCUCAAAAUCCUGUUAUUUUUCACAAAAGGAAAU
Messenger RNA from Hirundo rustica (Barn swallow), 2379 nucleotides. RefSeq names its product transcription factor 7 like 1 (gene TCF7L1). Bases 29 to 1768 code for a protein of 579 amino acids. Gene Ontology annotation, cellular component: beta-catenin-TCF complex. Gene Ontology annotation, biological process: regulation of transcription by RNA polymerase II; canonical Wnt signaling pathway. Gene Ontology annotation, molecular function: RNA polymerase II cis-regulatory region sequence-specific DNA binding; DNA-binding transcription factor activity, RNA polymerase II-specific. The record is from RefSeq and is a predicted model, not a curated record. The transcript has 12 exons. NCBI's taxonomy places the organism in Eukaryota, Metazoa, Chordata, Aves, Passeriformes, Hirundinidae.